AUGGUUUACUUAAGUAAUAUCGUAUCUGAUACUCAAUUAGAUAAAGAAAAAGAUGAACACAGCAAGCAGGUUUUCUCAACUUCGGUUUAUGGUUCUCGUUGGACUACUGAACCUAUUCCAAAAUAUUCAUUACCUGACAAUGAAAUGCCCUCACAUGUUGCCUAUAAGCUAAUUAAAGAUGAUCUUCAGCUGGAUGGUAACCCGGUGUUGAACUUGGCAUCUUUCGUUACUACUUACAUGGAAGAUGAAGCUGAAAAGUUAAUGAAAGAAAACCUAUCAAAAAAUUUUAUCGAUUACGAAGAGUAUCCUGUGUCUGUUGAAUUGCAGAAUCGAUGCGUUAGCAUUAUUGCUCGCCUCUUUAAUGCUCCAAUGGAUGAAUCAAUAGGUGUUUCAACUAUAGGCUCUUCAGAAGCCAUUAUGCUUGCUGUAUUGUCAAUGAAAAGAUUAUGGAAAAACAAGAGGAUUGCUGAAGGAAAACCUGUCGAUAAGCCGAACUUAGUGAUGGCAGCGUCGGUUCAAGUUUGUUGGGAAAAAGCCACUAGAUAUUUUGAAAUCGAAGAAAAAUUCGUUUAUCUGACUGAAGAUACAUACAUUCUACAUCCUGAAAAGGCUGUUGAACUUGUAGACGAAAACACAAUCGGUGUUUGUGUUCUAUUAGGAUCUACAUAUACAGGGCAUUAUGAAGAUGUGAAAUCAGUUAAUGACCUUUUGCUAGCCAAAAAUCAAAAAAAUGGUUGGGAUGUGCCGAUUCAUGUUGAUGCUGCAGCUGGUGGAUUUGUUGCCCCAUUUGUGAACCCUGAUCUUGUUUGGGAUUUCAGACUCGAAUUGGUUCGAUCUAUAAAUGUUUCGGGUCAUAAAUAUGGAUUAUGUUACCCGGGCGUUGGAUGGGCUAUUUGGAAAUCACGAAAGUAUUUGCCUGAGGAGUUGAUUUUUAACGUGAAUUAUCUUGGAUCUGAUCAAGCUACUUUCACCUUAAAUUUUUCCAAAGGCGCUGCAAACGUGAUUGCCCAAUAUUAUGUGUUAAUUCGACUUGGACGUCAAGGAUUUACCUCGAUCAUGAAAAAUUUGAUGAAUAUUGCUGAUUAUUUGAGUGUCAGGCUAGAAGCUACAAAUAAGUUUACAAUUUUGAGUGAUAGAAAUGGUAAUGGAUUACCACUUGUGGCUUUUAAAUUGAAAGCAAAGAAUAUACAUUACGAUGAGUUUGAUGUUGCCCAACGUAUUCGUGAACAUCAAUGGAUUGUGCCAGCCUACACUAUGGCACCGAAUAUCCAACAUGUUAAAUUAUUACGCGUUGUGGUGCGUGAAGAUUUUUCGCGCGAACGAUGCGAUAUUUUUAUCACAGAUUUGAUGCACACUAUUGACUUUUUGGACAAAUUAGAUAAAAAUAGUAUUUACGCGAAGAGAACUGCAAUCGAAAACUGGAAAACCUUAAAAAAUGUCUCAAUUUUGGCGUUUAAAAAUCAAUCUCAUAAAACCAAUGGAGUCUGCUAA
Cetraspora pellucida is the source of this 1491-nucleotide messenger RNA. Lineage: Eukaryota; Fungi; Glomeromycota; Glomeromycetes; Diversisporales; Gigasporaceae. The record is from the annotation of a GenBank genome assembly.